UAAAGCAGGGACAUCGUUCGUCACACACAGUUGUCUGGUCACGUAGUAGAGUGUUGUCUCUUUACCGGGUAAUAUGUUUUAUGCGAAAUACGUUUCAUAAAUAAACAAUAUAAAUCAAUUUCAGUGCAUCUUGUCCUUUGAUGUCAAUAUUAUUUGUGUGAAAGUGCCGUUAUGUGGUUUUUAAUAACAAUUAUUGCCGGUCUCGCACUUUUUCAAGUACCCGAGCAUGCGUGCGAGGAUUUUGGCUACGAUGGAGUUAUAGGUCCAACGUACUGGGGAGAUAGGUACCAAGAAUGUAGAGGUAAACAUCAGAGUCCGAUUAAUAUAAAUGUGCUUCGCGUUAAGCAAGUUGCGUUGCCGGAUAUCGCGUUCGUCGGCUUCGAUGACUCCAUAGAUGACGUACACAUCACGAACAAUGGACAUACAGUUUUAAUUGAAGUGGAAAAUGAACCUCACCCACGAGUUAGCGGAGGCCCUCUAGACGGUGCCUACGUGUUUAGUCAGAUGCAUUUCCAUUGGGGAGACAACGAUACUUUCGGUUCAGAAGACAAAAUUAACCAUCGAAGUUUUCCAAUGGAAUUGCAUAUGGUUUUUUACAAAGAAGAAUAUAAAUCCGUGAAACAAGCGAUCAAGUAUUCAGACGGCCUUGCAGUUCUCGCCUUCUUCUAUGAGUUGGAUCGCCACAAGCACCCAGCUUAUGAUGAUAUAACGUCUGCUCUGGGUAACGUGACGGAGCCUCACACGACUAUCGUAAUGAGUCAGCCAUUCUCAUUCCUCAACAUUUUACCUUUGGACCUGCGGCGAUAUUUUACUUACAGAGGUUCCUUAACCACACCACCUUGCUCUGAAGUGGUGAUAUGGCUCGAUUUUGAACAACCAAUCAGAUUGGCGCAUGACCAGAUCGAAGCAUUCAGGGAAUUGCGUUCAGCGAAUGGAAAAAUAAGGCAUAACUUCAGACCUAUACAACCGAUCGGCGAUCGAGUAGUGUUUUAUAAUGUAGACAAUAAUUACUUUAAUUACAACGAGAUUGAUGAUCCCGAUGAGGCUAACGCUGGAACUAACCGUAGAAAAAAGGGUCAUAAUUAUAGUAACAUUGUAAGAAUAAAUCUGUACAUUUUCGUUUGUACAUUGUUAAUAAUGUGGUGAUUUUUUAAUGGAAUCAUUAUUUUGUUAAAUUUUAGUGCUUUAUAUAUGUAUAGUAGGUAUAAAAUAUUCCUGGAUUUCCAUAGAGGGUAUGUAAAUAAUCUAUGUCAUUUUCUUUAUAGUGAUGUAUUGAUGAUAUUUUUAUUUGAAAUUUAUUUUUAAGAUGUAUAUAAUGAUAUUAUAGAAUUUAUUUUUAAUGAAAUUAGACAUUUACUUCACUAUUUCUAAAGCUGAUUUGUGAAAUGAUAAACUGUGAUAAAAAUAAAACUAUGUUUUUUUUCUUGA
This is a messenger RNA of Vanessa atalanta (red admiral), 1428 nucleotides long. RefSeq names its product putative carbonic anhydrase 3. Gene Ontology annotation, cellular component: cytoplasm. NCBI's taxonomy places the organism in Eukaryota, Metazoa, Arthropoda, Insecta, Lepidoptera, Nymphalidae. The transcript is spliced from 7 exons. The record is from RefSeq and is a predicted model, not a curated record. Gene Ontology annotation, molecular function: carbonate dehydratase activity; zinc ion binding. Bases 172 to 1146 code for a protein of 324 amino acids.